GGGGUCCGGAGUGGCAGUAAAGGAGAAAGAUGGCGGGAUGCAGGGGGUCCCUGUGCUGCUGCUGCAGGUGGUGCUGUUGCUGCGGCGAGCGGGAGACCCGCACCCCGGAGGAGCUGACCAUCCUUGGAGAGACCCAAGAGGAAGAGGAUGAAAUCCUUCCAAGAAAAGACUAUGAGAGUCUGGACUAUGAUCGCUGCAUCAAUGACCCUUACCUGGAAGUUUUGGAGACCAUGGAUAACAAGAAAGGCCGAAGGUAUGAGGCAGUGAAGUGGAUGAUGGUGUUUGCCAUUGGCGUCUGCACUGGCCUGGUGGGUCUCUUUGUGGACUUCUUUGUGCGCCUCUUCACGCAGCUCAAGUUUGGAGUGGUGCAAGCCUCCGUGGAAGAAUGUAGCCAGAAAGGCUGCCUCGCCCUCUCCCUGCUUGAACUCCUGGGUUUCAACUUGACCUUUGUCUUCCUGGCCAGCCUUCUGGUCCUCAUUGAGCCCGUGGCCGCGGGUUCCGGGAUCCCCGAGAUCAAGUGCUACCUGAACGGAGUGAAGGUGCCGGGUAUUGUCCGCCUCCGGACCCUGCUGUGCAAAGCCUUUGGGGUGCUGUUCAGCGUGGCUGGAGGGCUCUUUGUGGGGAAGGAAGGCCCCAUGGUCCACAGUGGUGCGGUGGUGGGAGCUGGCCUGCCUCAGUGCCAGAGCCUCUCCUUACGCAAGAUCCAGCUGAACUUCCCCUAUUUCCGAAGCGACAGAGACAAGCGGGACUUUGUAUCGGCAGGGGCAGCUGCCGGCGUCGCCGCGGCUUUCGGGGCUCCCAUCGGGGGUACCUUGUUCAGCCUGGAGGAGGGCUCGUCGUUCUGGAACCAAGGGCUGACGUGGAAAGCGCUCUUUUGCGCCAUGUCUGCCACCUUCACCCUCAACUUCUUUCGUUCUGGGAUUCAGCUUGGAAGUUGGGGUUCCUUCCAGCUCCCUGGAUUGCUGAACUUCGGCGAGUUUAAGUGCUCUGACUCUGAUAAAAAAUGUCAUCUCUGGACAGCUAUGGAUUUGGGUUUCUUCAUCGUGAUGGGGGUCAUUGGGGGCCUCCUGGGAGCCACAUUCAACUGCCUGAACAAGAGGCUUGCAAAGUACCGUAUGCGAAACGUGCACCCGAAGCCUAAGCUCGUCAGAGUCCUGGAGAGCCUCCUGGUGUCCCUGGUCACCACCGUGGUGGUGUUUGUGGCCUCCAUGGUGUUGGGAGAAUGCCGGCCGAUGUCGUCUUCGAGUCAGCUGGGUAAUGGCUCACUCCAGCUCCAGGUCUCACCCGAAGACGUGAAUUCAAGUGUCAAGACCUAUUUUUGCCCCAAUGAGACCUACAAUGACAUGGCCACGCUCUUCUUCAACCCCCAGGAGUCUGCCAUCCUUCAGCUUUUCCACCAGGAUGGUACCUUCAGCCCCCUCACUCUGGCCUUGUUCUUCGUCCUCUACUUCUUGCUCGCGUGCUGGACGUACGGCCUCUCUGUCCCCAGCGGCCUCUUUGUGCCGUCUCUGCUGUGUGGAGCGGCUUUUGGGCGCCUGGUCGCCAGUGUCCUCAAGAGCUACAUCGGGUUGGGCCACAUCUAUUCGGGGACCUUCGCCCUGAUCGGUGCCGCGGCCUUCCUGGGCGGGGCCGUCCGGAUGACCAUCAGCCUCACGGUCAUCCUGGUCGAGUCCACCAACGAGAUCACGUACGGGCUGCCCAUCAUGAUCACCCUGAUGGUGGCCAAGUGGACGGGGGACCUCUUCAACAAGGGCAUCUACGACAUCCACGUGGGCCUGCGAGGCGUGCCGCUUCUGGAGUGGGAGACCGACGUGGAGAUGGACAAACUGAGAGCCAGCGACAUCAUGGAGCCCAACCUGACCUACGUGUACCCGCACACCCGCAUCCAGUCCCUGGUCAGCAUCCUGCGCACCACGGUCCACCACGCCUUCCCCGUGGUCACCGAGAACCGCGGCAAUGAGAAGGACUUCAUGAAGGGCAACCAGCUCAUCAGCAACAACAUCCGGUUCAAGGUGAGCAGAGCGGCCUGGGUGAGGGCGGACGGGCGGCCAGUGGCUCUUCGCUACUUGCGGGCGCUGGCGCUCGCCGCUCCCCCUAGGGCGGCCGUUGGCUCCUGCGGGGCAUCGCCCCACUGAGCACACGUGAGGCGGUGAGCUCAGGCUUGACAGCCAGCGUGGCCGCUGCUGGCCGUCGGGGUGCGUGCCCAGCCUCCCUGCAGCCACGUGUGGUCAGGCCGCCGGCAGGGCCAGCUGUAUCGCGAGGGCUGUCUGGAGUUGCCAGUGGCUAAGACAGACUUCGGCCUACUGAGAAAGAAGGUGAAUCAGUCCGCGGCCACGGACUGGCAGGAAGCCGAGGCGCUGGCACGAUGCCCUGGCAGGCGGGCGGCUUCCGGUGGCCCCGAAGGGACAUCCAGGCAGAGGCAACCCUUUUGCUU
Molecule: messenger RNA, 2434 nt
Organism: Condylura cristata (star-nosed mole)
Lineage: Eukaryota; Metazoa; Chordata; Mammalia; Eulipotyphla; Talpidae
Gene: CLCN6
Product: chloride channel, voltage-sensitive 6
Exons: 18
Coding region: 30-2135 (701 amino acids)
Biological process (GO): chloride transport; transmembrane transport
Cellular component (GO): lysosomal membrane; intracellular membrane-bounded organelle
Molecular function (GO): voltage-gated chloride channel activity
Source: RefSeq, a predicted model, not a curated record